CCGCCGAGUCAGAGACCAGCGUAGGAUCUGCCAGCGCGUGUCCCGCUCUCCAGUCAGACACGCUCACGGCGGCACCGCGAGCCAGCGACUGACUGACUGACGCGCGCUCGCGCGCUCUGCGGCGCAGCGGAAUGGAAUGGCGGAGGGGGGCGGCAGGUGCAGUAGCAGGAGCCGACGGGCGGGGAUGGGAAUCUGCCUCGCAAAUUCCGCUUCCCCCAAGUACGGAUCCGAUACCUUUAGCGACUGUGGGACGGGUUUGACUUUCAUCUCUUUCGGAUAGAGCGUCGUGGAAAUACGCAUGAAGAAAUACUGGCGCAAAGAAAGAAGUGAAUAUCAUAUGAUGAAUAUACUGAAAUAUAUAUUUAGAAACGAUGCAUCAUUUGUAAAGACAGCAUGAUUAACCGGAGCAUAUAUGUAUUAAUAUUAUUAAUGCAUAAAUGAUUUACCCAAUUACCUCCUUAAUGGAAAAUAAAUUGAAUCUGCAAGAACAGUUUUAUAAUUAGUCCGUAAUAAUUAUGGGGAAACGACCCAAGUCUGUUUGGGAUUCUGUAAUGACAGCUUAAUUAUAUAAAUAUAUAUUUUCAUAUGUAUUUUUGUUUAAUCUGCAUGCAUUUGAAGAGCACCGACUACAGCGCUGCUUUGCCAUCGCCGUUCAAUAGCUGGCGUUUCCUCGAGCUGAAUCACCGUCCGAGAGCCGCAUUCUGCCGUCGGAGCGGGGAUAUCCCGAUAAAAACUGACGUUUGAAGUGGAUACCAGCAGAAGAGUUAAGAAGACUGCUCUGGAACGACCGAGGAGAAGAUUUAUACAAGACAUCUUGACAGCAGUUAAAGAAUUUCUGGUCUGUUGUUCAUCCUUAUUGCCCACCUAUUCGUCGUUUCUCCGUCUCCGCAGCGCCUGCCAGGGUGGAAGCAGGUGUUACACGGAGGAGCAAACGAGGGGGACUGGAAAAGAUAUCGUUGCUUCAUCUAAACAUAUAAUUUUUAAUUUAUUUCAUUUUGGGCAUUUGAUCAGUGUUCUACUAUUUAAACAUAUACGGAAUUAGAUAUAGGUAAGAAAAAGGAAUAAUCAACCGGAGGAUUCAAGGAAUGUUGACGAGUCGUUCGAAGAGAAAGGAUAGAAAUGGGACCUUUUCAGAGCCUAGUGUUAUGAAAACCAGAGAGUAAGCGAUGUGCACUGCGAACAAAUAAUUUUUUUGUGAGUCGACAUAAGGGAGAUGACGAGUCUGUAUGUCCAAGAAAUAAGGCAAUGAGUGAUUCUGGGGGGAGUUGAGUGAGUGUGUGUGUGAGUGUGUGUGUGUAUGUGUGUGAGAGAGUGAGAGCGUGUGUGUGUGAGUGUGUGCGUGCGUGCCUUGCAGAUUAGAAAACUGAAGUGAGUAGCGGUUACGGGGAGCACAUUGUGGUCAGCUGCAGAGGGGGGGACACUACAGGAGUAUGUGUGCAGAUGCAGAGAGGGAUGGCGAAUUUGCACAAACGAUGGAUGUAGAAGAAGAUGGCUUUGCUCUGAUGGAGAUGAAGUUUGGGAGAUGCUCAGCCAUUUGUUACUAUGGACAUAUGUAGCUCACUUUCUCUCCGACUGGAUUUUCAAUUUUUUUUAAGCACUUCUUUUAUACUCCUCAUUUUCGGCCCCCCCCCCCUCCAUGGGAUGGAAGGCUGAGUAUUUGCUUUAGAUUUUUUUUUUUUUCAACGGAUUCAUUGAUUGGCAGUGAUUAGCCAAACAGAAAAACCACAGUUUUACUUUAUAAAGGAGCAGCCAAUCGGGAGUAACUACAUGAACAGAUACUGCAGAGGCACGGAAAUCAAUCUCACCUCUAUCUGGAUUACUGACGCUCACUCAGAUACUUGGAGUAUCUGAGUGAUACUUUCUCGUGAAUUCAUUUUGUUGACCUUGCCUGUGUUGGUGGCCUUUUGAAAACAUGGCCAAUGAAAUAAAUUCUGGGGAGUAGAAGAGAAGAAAGUGAAGGGUUACAAGCUCCUGUCUUUUCCCCGGCUGUCAGACAGCCCCCCCUCCUGACAUACAGGAAUCCCCUAAUCCUAUCCCCCCGAAAAAAAUACAUAGUAUAUUUCAAAAGUGAUAGACUUUGACAGGCUAUGAUGUCCUUCCUCACAACACUGUUGUCUUCAUCCUCCUGAAAAAUCGACGAUUCCCUUCACUGGACCUCAUUUUUGGUUACAUGCAGGUUACAUGUGAAAGAACCACACCAAGUCCCGCACACAGAAACACACACACGUAGAAUUCCUUUGUUUAUGGAUUCUAUCUCAACAAGAACAUUUAAUUCUUAACAGUCCAAAAGUUGAGACAGUGUAAACUGGAUGUUUUCUAUUCCACCAUAACUCAUAGGGAGAGAAGCGUGAAAAACAGAUCGGUGACCCACCUUUGUCAGACCAUUCAUUGAUAGUCCUCUCCCCCCCACUUGCUCUCAGUGGGGGGGGGGACACGUUCUCAGAGCCAUCCUGGGUAAUUGCUUCUGCGGUUAGCCAGGUGCGAGGCCCCUGACCAUGGACGCAGGUCAGGGCAGCCCGGAGAGCCCCAACAGGGCUGUUGAGUACCUUCUUGAGCUCAACAACAUCAUUGAGAGCCAGCAGAAGCUCCUGGAAACUCAGAGGCGGCGGAUUGAGGAGCUGGAGGUCCAGCUGGACCGGCUGAGCCAAGAAAACAAGGAUCUCCGCUUAGACCGCCAGCCCCGCGCAUCGGAGCCUGGCAGACUGGUCCACCAGAACCCUGCAGCCUCCACGGCCAGCCACACGGCCCACUCCCACAACAGCAACGCCAGCACCGGCCCGCCUCCCCCUCCCCCGGUGCCGGCCCGGGACCGGCGUGUGCACACCAGGCUUUCACGGGGACUCUCCUGUGGAUCGGCCCCAGUGGACAGAGAGAAAGACAGGGAGAGAUUGGACCGGACGGACAGCUCCAGCACCAGCCCAGCCACCACCCUGCACAGACAGUCAGAUGGAAACUGUUCCAAAAAAGCCAGGUCACCUCCUAAUUCCACCUCUUCUACUACUUCUACUACUCGUACCAAUCGUAGUACCACCACAACUACUACUGCUCCUUCUACUACUACCUCCUUCCACACCAGUCUGACAGCUAACAGCCACUCGACUCACCAUCAGUACUGCUGCCCUUCCCGGCUGCUCCUGCCCCAGCCCUGCGCCCUCCCCCCUGCCAGGCACUCGGAUCAGGCAAGUGUGGAAGGGGACCCCCCAAGCUCUGAAGUGGGCAAUUUCUCAGACCCCCAGUGCCAGGCCCCGUAUCUGCGUGGUGCCGAUCGAUACAGCGACGGUGGCGGGCUCCCAAGUACCCAGGGACCACCGGCGGCCCCGCCGAGCCCUGCUAGCCUGGCCUGGGCACAGCGGAGCCGACACCAGCCUGCCAGCCUGGCUCUCCGCAAGCAGGAGGAAGAGGAGAACAAGAGGUGCAAGGCGCUAUCUGACAGCUAUGAGCUCUCUACGGACCUCCAGGACAAGAAGGUGGAGAUGCUGGAGCGGAAGUACGGCGGUUACUUCCUGAGCCGGCGGGCCGCGCGCACUAUCCAGACGGCCUUCCGCCAGUACCGCAUGAACAAGAACUUUGAGCGGCUGCGCAGCUCGGCCUCAGAGAGCCGCAUGACGCGCCGCAUUGUCCUCUCCAACAUGCGCCUGCAGUACUCCUUUGACGAGCGGCAGCCCCAGGCACAGCAGCGAUACGCCGGCGCUGGUGGCCGACCGCUCGCCCAGGCCGGAGCCCCAGACAUGGCCGGUGGCUCCCCGCCCCGUGGCUCUGCUGACCGGCCUGAGUACACUCACUUGGAAGACUCCUUCUCCAAGCAGGUGAAGUCCCUGGCAGACUCCAUCGACGACGCCCUGACGUGCCAGUCAGGACGAGAGGACUCACAGGAGGGCAGCAGGGAAGGCGAGGGAAUAGGCGGGGUGGAGGGUGACGAUUUUGGGGAAUGCGUGUGGAGCAACAGCAGCAACCCUUUGUCUCGCCGGGGACACAGUGAGCGGGAGCGGGGUGGUGGCGGGGGCCUGAGCAUGCACGAGGACAGCACAGCCACCUCCUACAGCGACGUCACGCUGUACAUGGACGACGGGCUGCCGUCGUCCCCGCUCUCGCUGGACAGGGCCCCCAGCAGCACCGACACCGAGUACUGGGGCAUGGGUGGCGGCGUGGGCAUCCGCGAGGACAGCCGUGAUACCGAGGGCGGCGGCAGCAGCAACAGCCGGCGGAGCACCCCCUGCACGGAGUGCCGCGACUACCGGCUGCGAGGGGCCCACCUGCCACUACUGACCAUCGAGCCGCCCAGCGACAGCUCGGUGGACAUGAGCGACCGCUCCGACCGCGGCUCCCUCAGCCGGCAGCUCAUCUAUGAGCAGGAGCCGGGUGGGGGGGCAGGCUCACCCCAGGGCACCCUCAAGCACAGCCCCAGCCCCCGCACUGUCUCCACCGCCCAAGGCCAGACCCGUACCCCGGUCAGGCCUCACCCCGCUGUCCUCCCUGCCCAACUACCCCACCACGUCGCCACCCACCAUCACCACCACCACCAUCACCACCACCACCCACUACACCACCACCAGUACCCCGACACACCACCCUCCUCCGCCUCUCCCCAGCAGCAGCCCCCCACCACUCCCCUGUCCUCCUCCUCCUCUGCCCCCAUGGCCCCCAGCAGCCUGGAGCAGCCGUGCUGCUCGGACGGCGACAAUGACUCUCUCAACUCCACCACCAACUCCAAUGAGACCAUCAACUGCAGCUCGGGCUCGUCGUCCCGCGACAGCCUACGGGAGCCGCUGCCCCCACUGGGCAAGCAGACCUACCAGCGAGAGAGCCGCCACAGCUGGGACUCGCCGGCCUUCAACAAUGACGUGGUGCAACGGAGGCAGUACCGCAUCGGCCUCAACCUCUUCAACAAGAAGCCAGAGAAGGGCAUUCAGUACCUGAUAGAGAGAGGCUUUGUGUCAGAUACUCCAGUUGGCAUCGCCCGCUUCAUCCUCGAGAGGAAGGGGCUGAGCCGGCAGAUGAUCGGGGAGUUCCUGGGCAACAGACAGAAGCAGUUCAACAAAGACGUAUUGGACUGCGUGUUGGAUGAGAUGGAUUUCUCAGGGAUGGACCUGGACGACGCUCUGAGGAAGUUCCAGGCCCAGAUCAAGGUUCAGGGGGAGGCCCAGAAGGUGGAACGCCUCGUGGAGGCUUUCAGUCAGAGGUACUGUGUCUGUAACCCGGGGCUGGUCCGCCAGUUCCAGAACCCGGACACCAUCUUCAUCCUGGCCUUUGCCAUCAUCCUCCUCAACACCGACAUGUACAGCCCCAACGUCAAGCCCGAGAGAAAAAUGAAGCUGGAGGAUUUUAUAAAGAACCUACGAGGGGUGGACAACGGUCAGGACAUCCCCAGAGACAUGCUGGUAGGCAUCUACCAGCGCAUCCAGAAAUGGGAGCUGAGGACCAAUGACGACCACGUGUCCCAAGUGCAGGCCGUGGAGAGAGUCAUCGUGGGGAAGAAGCCUGUGCUGUCGCUGCCCCACCGCAGGCUGGUGUGCUGCUGCCAGCUGUAUGAGGUACCUGACCCCAACCGGCCCCAGAGGAGCGGUGUGCACCAGAGGGAGGUCUUCCUCUUCAACGACCUGCUGGUGGUGACGAAGAUCUUCCAAAAGAAGAAGACGUCAGUCACGUACAGCUUCAGGCAGUCUUUCCCACUAGUGGAGAUGCAGGUCCACCUGUUCCAAAACUCCUACUAUCCCCACGGCAUCCGGCUGACGUCGGCCAUCCCGGGAGGGGAGAGGAAGGUUCUAAUCGUGUUCACGGCUCCCAGCCAACAGGACCGCACGCGCUUCACCAGCGACCUGCGGGAGAGCAUCGCCGAGGUGCAGGAGAUGGAGAAGUACAGGGUGGAAUCGGAGCUGGAGAAGCAGAAAGGGGUGAUGCGGCCCAGUAUGCUGGGUGGAGGGGGGGUUGGGGGAGGUGGCAGCAGCGUGGGGGGCAGCGUGAAGAGCGAGGCUGUGAAUGGAACGCUGGGAAGGCCUAGCCUAGAUGACAGCUACGCAGCCGGGGAGGGACUGAAGCGGACUGCGCUCAGCUCUUCACUGAGGGACCUUUCUGAGACAGGGUUCCAUCAUUAGCAGCCCUCGACCACAUCAGCGCCUCCCCAUGGCAGGCGUGGUACCCAGCUGCUAUGGCCUGGAAGAUUACCGGCUUCACCGCCCCAUCCUGAGCCCCGGAGUGGGGGUGGGGGGUGGGCCGGGGCAACAACAUACCGCUGC
Molecule: messenger RNA, 6233 nt
Organism: Paramormyrops kingsleyae
Lineage: Eukaryota; Metazoa; Chordata; Actinopteri; Osteoglossiformes; Mormyridae
Source: RefSeq, a predicted model, not a curated record